AUGGCGAGCAGGAUUACUCCUUUCCUCUUCCGCAGCUGCGUCCGCCCCGCGGCGCGCAUUGCCCGUCCCCAGGCUCGCGCCUUUUCUGUCACAGCUGUCCGACCGAGCGGCACACUCCAUGUGCACCGCAACACAGCCGAUAACAAUGCCGAUAUCCCUUUCAAGUUUGACAAGAAGAACGAGGCCAUCAUCGAAGAGAUUCUUAAGCGAUACCCCCCUCAAUACAAGAAGGCUGCUGUCAUGCCCAUCCUCGACCUGGGCCAGCGCCAGCACGGCUUCACCAGCAUCAGCGUCAUGAACGAGGUCGCCCGUCUGCUUGAGAUGCCUCCUCAGCGUGUCUACGAGGUUGCCUCCUUCUACACCAUGUACAACCGUACUCCCGUCGGAAAGUUCUUUGUCCAGGCCUGCACAACCACUCCCUGCCAGCUUGGCGGCUGUGGUUCCGAUGUCAUUGUCAAGGCUAUCCAGGAGGAGCUCGGUAUUAAGCAGGGCGAGACUACUGCCGACGGCCUCUUCUCCUUCCUCGAGGUCGAAUGCCUCGGUGCCUGCGUCAACGCCCCCAUGGUCCAGAUUAACGACGACUACUACGAGGAUCUCACCCCCGAGACCACCGUCCAAUUGAUUAGAGCCCUCCGCGCCAGCGCCUCGGCCGUUGGCGGUGCCGCCGAAGCCAAGGUCCCUGCCCCUGGCCCUCUGUCUGGCCGCGAUACCUGUGAGAACAGCGCUGGCCAGACUAACCUUACAUCGAAGCCCUGGGGCAUCGAGACCACACGAUCGGACCUGUAA
This is a messenger RNA of [Torrubiella] hemipterigena, 786 nucleotides long. NCBI's taxonomy places the organism in Eukaryota, Fungi, Ascomycota, Sordariomycetes, Hypocreales, Clavicipitaceae. The record is from the annotation of a GenBank genome assembly.